AUGUGGCACCAUGUCUACCCGCACUGGCACAAGGCAGCCCAACGCUGCUUCUCCUUCAUCGCCGUCGUCCUCCUCAUCACCCUCCCCGUGGUCUACGGCAAACACCACUCCAUAUCCUCAAAAGUUCUGGGCUCCGUUCUCGGCGUCUUCUUUGCCAUCUGGAUCGCCUUCUCUCUUAUAGUCCGUUUCCUGGUCCCCUCACCGGUUGUCGAGUCCACCCUCCCCAUCUAUACCCACUCCCCUAUCCCCGACCCCGUCGUUCUCUACUCCCCAACCCGUUCAGACGCAACACCUGCAGCACCCGCCAUCCGUCUUCAUCCUUCCUCAGCAGCUACUCCACGAGCCCCGGGACGAACAGGAGGAGCCCGGUUUGCGGACGAUCCCGUUGACGUUGACGCUGCUGCUGAAGGAACAGGAGGAGCGAUCCGAAAUAACGUCACUUUCCAGACCCGUCCUCGAGGCAACACUGCGGAUUCGACAAGCUCGUUUGCAUACCCUACCUUUGCAGCCUAUCGACAGGCACAGCAUGUCAACUUUGAUGCCUUUGCUCAGCGUGUGAAGCGGGCCUUUGCGCUUUCGCAGCAGCAACAGCAGGAGCAGCAGAGGGAGCUUGAGGAACAGGAGCUGCAGAAACAGCAGCAACAGCAGGACGAAGAGCUGGACGAACUCAAACAACAACAGCAACAGCACCCCCUAUCCUUGGAUCAGCAGCGACCAACCAACUCGAGGAGCAAUUCAACCUCGGCAGUACCUUCUUCCACUCUAGCCACCAACGCACCAGCAACAGGAACACGAUCACGCUCCUCGUCUGCUGCGAGCAUGAUGAGUGACUUUGCGGAACGACUCAAGACCGGGAAACUGUUUCGACGGGCUUCGAACCUCUCUCUCAGGACGACUGCUGUUGCCAAUGCUGCUGCUUCUGAGGCUGCUGGUGUGAGCAGUAGUACGCUUUCUAAACGGCCAAGUAAUCAACAGCUCAAGGACAGCAACAAUACUGCGGGCGAUGCCGAGCUGUUGUCAUCACCGCUGGCACCGUUGGGGAUCGAGAUUACGGUUACCCCCUCGGAGGACGAUCACCCGUCCACCGGCAACGCUCAUACUCCUACAACAACAACAGCAACAGCAAAAGCAACGGCAACGGCAACAACAGGAUCCGCUCCCGCCAUCCCCGCCUCUGCCGCAUCGAGCCUUUAA
Molecule: messenger RNA, 1194 nt
Organism: Linnemannia hyalina
Lineage: Eukaryota; Fungi; Mortierellomycota; Mortierellomycetes; Mortierellales; Mortierellaceae
Source: the annotation of a GenBank genome assembly